This is a messenger RNA of Hippocampus zosterae (dwarf seahorse), 6386 nucleotides long. It is a transcript of the gene grm3, whose product is annotated as glutamate receptor, metabotropic 3. The transcript has 15 exons. The record is from RefSeq and is a predicted model, not a curated record. Gene Ontology annotation, cellular component: membrane. The coding region runs from base 1194 to 3839 and encodes 881 amino acids. Gene Ontology annotation, biological process: G protein-coupled glutamate receptor signaling pathway; regulation of synaptic transmission, glutamatergic. Lineage: Eukaryota; Metazoa; Chordata; Actinopteri; Syngnathiformes; Syngnathidae. Gene Ontology annotation, molecular function: group II metabotropic glutamate receptor activity.
UUUUUGGAGGUGUGCUUCACCUUGGAAUGAAGAGAUGGAGGCACGAAAAGCUUUCCAGAAGGGCAUCCAGCUGGGAUCGUAGUUCAGUACCUUCCUGAGCCUGCUCAAUUAUCUCCUCUACCCCCUGCCUCAGUAGCCCAAAAAUGAAGUCUGAGUGUAUAUUGUCCAGCUCGCCUCUCUCCUCUGUAGGGGUAGUAGAUAAUGCAUCUGGUUUGGUAUUGUUGGAGCUUUUGUAUCUGGCAAGAGUUUAGUUUCUUAGCGGUUUGGAGGUAUGCUAGAUUCUUGUGAUCGGUGUACACAGUGAAUAGCUCCUUGGUGCCUUGCAGCCAGUGUCUCCACUCCUGUAACACGAGAACUAUAGCCAUCGGUUCUCUGUUCUCCACGUCAUAGUUGGUGACUAACACAAGUGUGUUAGUCAACGAGAGAAGAAGGCACAGGGGUGGGUUUGUUGUAGAAGUUGACGCUUCGGAUUCAGGAGUUGGGGCAGUGUUGUCCCAGUGCUCCCCAGUCGACCAGAGUUAGGGGGGUGCAACAUACAGUAGGUAUUUUGUAAAAGCCUUCGUUAGCAACUCAAAACACAAACAGACAGAACAUGACACUAUCAUGACAGGAUUCAAGUAGGCUGCAGGAGGUUGGCCAUGUUGGUUUAAAGCAACAUUUUUACGGGCAAAAUUCAGGGAACAUAUUUUGAUCUUCAAGGCAAUUGACAAAUCAGAAGCAGAUCUCCUAGUUGGCUAGGCAAAGCUAUCUAUGGGAAUCCAAUGUGGGAGGAGCAUGCCGUCAAAGGUUGAUGAUGAUUCCAUGAAUUUUUUUGCAUUUCUACUUGCAUUUUUACUAUAUUAAUUUUUAUAUUUUUGCACUUUAGGAGGACUGGAGAGGAUGGUUAAAGCGGCAGCAUCCUCCCUCUCAGCGCGACUCCUCCGGGGAUCGGGAGCAGACCCAGUCAAACUUCCAGCAGAGAAGGGAUUCACAACAAGACAACAGUAAGGUGAGAGAUGUUGCAAGCUGCAAUCGGCCAUCUGCUUUGUUUCUUCUUCAUUCAGGGCUGAUGUCCUUAUGCUGUGUCCCUCAACGUGCACUGCUCUGCUUGUCCCCCUCGACCAUUUCAUGGGCUUCCAAGUGACCCCCGCCAUUCCACCCUUAGCCCCUCACCCCUAACCUUCCUCACCCGGCCCUACUCCCAACCCUCAACCAUGGUGGCCCGCGCUCUCGUGGUGGUGAUGUUGUGUCGAGGCGUGCUGCUGUCUGUCGGAGACCCGCCGCCGACCCGCCGGGAGAUCCGAAUGGAAGGCGACCUGGUCCUGGGCGGCUUGUUCCCAGUACAUGAGAAAGGCAGCGGCAUGGAGGAGUGCGGCCGUGUCAAUGAAGAUCGAGGCAUCCAGAGACUGGAGGCCAUGCUGUUCGCCAUAGACGCCAUCAACAGGGACCCUGUACUGUUGCCUGGCGUUUCCCUCGGUGUGCACAUCUUGGACACGUGCUCGCGAGAUACCUACGCACUGGAGCAGGCGUUGGAGUUUGUGCGCGCGUCGCUCACCAAGGUGGACGACUCGGAGUUCAUCUGUCCGGACGGCUCUUAUGCCCUGCAGGAUGACAGCCCACUCGCCAUCGCUGGCGUCAUCGGCGGUUCCUUCAGCAGUGUCUCCAUACAGGUUGCCAACCUUCUCAGGCUCUUCCAGAUCCCCCAAAUAAGCUACGCGUCCACCAGCGCCAAGCUAAGUGACAAGACCCGCUACGACUACUUCGCCCGCACCGUGCCGCCUGACUUCUAUCAGGCCAAGGCCAUGGCUGAGAUCCUGCGCUUUUUCAACUGGACCUACGUCUCCACCGUGGCGUCGGAGGGCGACUACGGAGAAACGGGCAUCGAGGCCUUCGAGCAGGAGGCCCGCAUGAGAAACAUCUGCAUUGCCACAUCAGAAAAAGUGGGACGUUCCAACGCCAAAAAGUCAUACGAAGCCGUAGUCCGCCAACUCCUCCAGAAGCCCAACGCCCGUGUGGCCGUCCUGUUCCUGCGCAGCGACGACGCGCGAGAGCUCCUGGCCGCCGCCGCCAGGCUUAAUGCCUCCUUCAUCUGGGUGGCCAGCGAUGGCUGGGGGGCACAGGAGAGCAUCGUCAAGGGCAACGAGGUGACUGCCGAAGGAGCCAUCACGCUGGAGCUGGCCGCCAAUCACGUGCCAGAGUUCAACCGCUACUUCCUCAGUCUGAACCCCAAGAAAAACCUUCGCAACCCGUGGUUCAGGGAAUUCUGGGAGCAGCGCUUCCAGUGCUCACUGGGCAGCGGCGGAGGGGAAACAUCUCUCCCCCUGUGCGACAAGGAAAUAUCCAUGGACAAGAGCAACUUUGAACCUGAGUCCAAGAUCAUGUUUGUGGUAAACGCAGUGUACGCCAUGGCCUACGCUCUUCACAAUAUGCAGCGCAGCCUCUGCUUCAACACCAGCACACUGUGCGAUAGCAUGAAGGCCUUGGAUGGUCGCAGACUCUACCGGGACUUCAUACUGAACGUCAGCUUCACAGCCCCCUUCUCCCCCGCCGGCAGCGAGACAGCCGUCAAGUUCGACUCCCAGGGCGACGGCGUAGGCCGCUACAACAUCUUCAGCUACCAGCACUCCGGCGAACGCUACGCUUACGUGCCGGUCGGCGAAUGGGCUGAGAGUCUCAGUCUUAAUGGCGGUCUGAUUCAGUGGCCCAGGGAGGCGGCCCCCACCUCGCAGUGCAGCGACCCCUGCAAGCGCAAUGAGAUGAAGAAAAUGCAGGCAGGCGAGUACUGUUGCUGGAUCUGUACUGCAUGCGAGCCUCACGAAUACCUGGCUGACGAGUUCACUUGUUCACCCUGCGCUCCGGGUCAGUGGCCCACCGACGACCUGACGUCCUGCUACGAGCUCCCUGAGGAUUACAUCAUGUGGGAAGACGCGUGGGCCAUCGGGCCCAUUACCAUCGCCUGUGUGGGCUUCUUGUGCACCGGCCUGGUGCUGUGGGUGUUGGUCCGCCACAAUGACACGCCACUGGUGAAGGCGUCGGGCCGCGAGCUGUGCUACAUCCUCCUCCUGGGCGUCUUCAUGUCUUACGCCAUGACCUUCCUUUUCCUGGCCAAGCCGUCGCCGGCCAUCUGCACCUUGCGCCGCCUCGGCCUGGGCACAUCGUUCGCCGUCUGCUACUCGGCACUGCUCACCAAAACCAACCGCAUCGCCAGGAUCUUCGGUGGCGUCAAGGAUGGAGCGGGUGCUGCCAGGCCGCGCUUCAUCAGCCCGUCUUCUCAAGUCUUCAUUUGCCUGAGCCUGAUUUCGGUGCAGUUGGUGAUGGUGUCCGUGUGGCUGCUGCUGGAAGUUCCAGGCACGCGGCGCUUCACGCUGCCUGAGCGCCGGCAGACGGUCAUCCUCAAGUGCAACGUGCGCGAGGCCAGCAUGCUGCUGUCGCUCAGCUACGACGUACUCCUGGUCAUCCUGUGUACUGUAUAUGCCUUCAAGACCAGGAAGUGCCCCGAGAACUUCAACGAGGCAAAGUUUAUUGGCUUCACCAUGUACACCACCUGCAUCAUCUGGCUGGCCUUUCUGCCCAUCUUCUAUGUCACGUCCAGUGACUACAGAGUCCAGACGACCACCAUGUGCAUCUCAGUGAGCCUGAGUGGCUUUGUGGUGCUGGGCUGCAUGUUUGCCCCCAAGGUUCAUAUCAUCAUGUUCCAGCCCCAGAAGAACGUCACCAGUCACAGGCUCAACCUUAAUCGCUUCAGCGUCAGCGGGGCAGCUGUCGCCUCCUAUGCCUCUCACGCUUCCGUCAGCGCCCACUAUGUCCCGACCGUGUGCAACGGCAGAGAAAUUGUCGACUCAACCACUUCGUCUCUGUGACCGCCCACCCCACAAAGACGCCCUGCGACUGUUAACCCCGCCCACCAAGUCCCUAUGAACCAAUGAGGUUUCAUUGGCCUACCCAAUUAUUGCAGCCUCCGUAACUGACCGGUCCGAGCAGUAUAGAAAAUGUAUAACUAUACAGUAAUUAAAUUAUUUUCUAAAAGGCUUGUAAAUAUGUGGGAUGUAGACUAUAAAAAAGGGACCAUAAACAUUUUUAGGAGGAUCUUUUGGAGCAUUUUGUUUUUUGAUAGCUUUGUUAUUAUGAUGUAAAUAGGUUCAAGAUGGUGGUAAGAAGAGGACCUUUGCAAUACCCCACUGACUUUUUAUUAUUGUUAUGAUGUUUAUUCUCAUGGUCUUUUUGUAGGUUCUCAUUGUAAUAAUGAUAAUACUCCAAUGUAUGCAUUUCUAGUGUGUAUCUUUUUGUGUAGUAUGGCCCACGGUUGAAACAGCACAAUGAGUGUCACAGUAUUUGGGCAGGACUGAAUGUGAGCGUAAUGGACAACUUGUACAAAAAAAAAAAAAAAAGAACUACAUUACAACUACGUCUUCAUGGAAUUAUGUUGCUUUUGAUACUUUUGUUUUUAUAUAAAAGAACAUGUCUAAUCAUAGAAUCCCUUUAUUCAAAUGGCCAGUUACAUGCACAUGCAUGUGUUCACCCAAGCAAUAGUAGAAACAGAAAAGAGACAACAAUCAAUAUAACAAUAAAUUAAUAACAAGGUCGGUAGAAAGCACAAAAAUAGUAAAACAAAAGAAAUCAAGUCUGAGUCAUGCUGGGUCAAAAGCCAAAGAAUAAAAAUGAGUUUUGAGAUGAGUUUUAAAGAUGGACAGAAUAUACUUCAAAUAAUACCGGGGAAAUGUCCUACUCACAUAAGGACAGUUAAAAUAGUACAAGAAAAACACAUUUUAAAUUUACAUGACUCAAUUGGUGCAAGUAUGGCAAAAAAAAGUCAAAAGAUUAUGAGUACUAAGUGACAAAUAAGUCACAUACAACAAAUGAAGUCUGAAUCACCAAAAGAAUAUAAAACCUAAUUGUCGGGAGAAUAAAAUAUGAAAGGAGUGUUGAGAUUAUUAGGAUAUCUUGAUAAAAAUGUUGAAAUAUUGUGAGAGUAAAGCCAAAAUAUUAAAAUGACAUCUGACAUGGAAAUAAAUCCAAAACGCUGGAGGGAAAGUCAAGUCUAACUAUUACAAGAAAUAUUUCUGAAAAAAAAUGUAAACUCAUCAGAUUCAAAUUCUUCAUGUUACAAGAAUGUUACAAUAUGUAUAAAGAAAAAAAUAAUCUGAAUGUGACGUAAAUAAAGCGGUGAUAUUACAAGACAAAAUAAGUAAAAAUCUCAAGGAUAAAGAUGAAAUGUAACUAAAAUAGCCAUAGUUGCAUUAUGACAGUCAAAACGUCAUGGAAAUAAAUUAUAACAUAAAAUAUAUUUGCAAUAUUACAAAAUAUAGCGUGGAAUGCUGCAAUACAAAUGUAGAAAUAAGAGGAAAAAGUAGAAUUUUUUUUUUUAAAGUUAUAUUAUGGAGGGGGGGAGUAAAUAUCACCCUAUCCAUCUAUCUAUCUGGCAAUGGUUACUUCUUGCUCAUUAUUUUACAGAAACUGCCAUUUCCCUCCGAUUUUGUUGCCUUGACAAAUAUUUUGACUGACCAACUAUAAUGACAUUUUUAUCUGUAAUUGAGUUACUCUCAUCCUCUGCAUAGUUUGGAUCCCAGUUCAUAUAAUCUAGGUUGCCUGAAUGCAGAGCGGUCGGUCGGUCGGUCGGUCAACAAACAGGGAUUAGAAAAAAGGGUUUCUCAAAAUAGUGGCAUAAAUCCAAACAUUCAUUAAAUCAAUCAAUAUUUCAUAAAGUUUUCAUUGGGACCCAAGCUAAUGCACUGCUUACUUUCUGAGUCUUCUAUCAAUAGCUGAAAGUCACUUUUAGGCAUUUUGGCCGAGUGUUGCACUGAUGAAUCGGAAAGUGGAGAUUGGACUGGACCCAAUGUCAAAAUUGGAACCAGACCUUCAUUUACACCAGUAGUCAAUGUUUACAACAAUUGAGUUAGGCCAUUGUAAUUUUCAAUUGCUUCAUUGAAAUUAAAGAACACAUUUUGUGUUGGAGGUAGUGAUGGGAAAAUGAAGCUUCAGGUUUGCUUCAUAAAGCAGUUGUAUUAUUUUUUAUUAUUUUUAUUGGGUUUUUUUUAUUACUGUUAAUGGCACUGUUGGUUUAAAUAAAAGGGUUUCUUAAAUGGGCAAAGUGUCAUUGAGAGGAGUAAAAAAAAAAAAAAAAGGUUCAUGAAGCAAAUUUGAGGCUUCAUUUCCCCAUCACGAGUUGGAGGAGAGACAAAUGACUCCUCGCUGCUUCUUCUUCUGAUUUGUCUUCUUGUGUGUCUGUGAUGUUUUCAAUAUGGCAAUGUGCCUUAUUAUGUGUAUGAUGGAGCUCUGGUGGAGACUGUAAAAGGUCACUAUUUAAACAUUUCAAAACAAACAAACAAGUGAUCGACACUAUGCCAGUUUAGUAUUUUCCCUGUUCCUUCCUUCCUUGUCCACCUUGCAAUUAAAAGCACAUCAAGCGU